ACCGAUCUUAGAUCGUAUCGUCGAUCAUCUCAUCCAGGACCAAGGCCCGCCCACUAGAAAAUUGUCGCCGGACUUGCGAAAUCUGGCUGUCGUCGACGAUGCUUGUCGCAGGAGCGUAUUUGCCAAGAAAAAGUGCCUUGACUUGGUUCAAGUAUGAUCCCGUGACGAGAUUAUGAACGCCUUCAAGAUGGCAAACAAGGUUACGUCCCCGCUGAUCAAGCGCCUCGUCAUCGCGGUGGAGCAGCGGAUCGAUAACUUCCAAGAUUUCGGCAUCUUCAUACAAUCACUUAUGAGACAUAUCGAACAUCUAGAUUGGUUCGAGACCAAGCUGCCGAACUUACCUGGCCCUCGGUUCUCACAAGAGAGUCGUCUACCCUCUGGAUCAAAUCUUCCCGGCUUUUUCCCCGGCCACCUCAAAGGAUUGGACACGUUGGUCAUGGAUAUACCAUUCUGUACCCCUGAGAAAGGCAGUGCAAGGGAAGCGCAUUGGUGGGGCUACUUCUCUUGGCUCUUCUUCACUCCUACCAAGAUCAAAAGCAUCGUCGUCACAAUGACGUUCGAUGCGGAUAUAAUUCCGCAAGAACGUCCGACCCAAAGAGAUGUCGCAAUCGCUAUGGGAUUGGGUCAUAUCUCGGGAUAUGAGUCACUGUUCGCCGGCAGCUGGGUCUGCCGGGAUAAUAGAGUGGACACUAUGACUCUGGACAUGAAGGAUUUCUUGGCAGCUUUAUUAUACGCCCGCCCAGCCUUUGAGCAGAUCACCAUCAUCUACAAAGUCUUCCUGAGGAUGAGGGGCAUGCACGAUAUACUAGGAAACGACGUGGCCAAGCCAUUCCGCACGGUGCACGCGAGCCGAGUGAUAGGCACCUCAGGCUUACAGGAUACAAUAGGCUGCACCGACAAGAUCGAUCUGGAAAGAGAGGGAUUAGUCAAUAGCGCAAUUCAGGACAUGAGCGAUCUCUCGUUGAUAUUUCCGAUAUUGGCUUCUUUCAAUCGCCGACCUCAGCGGACGGAUCCAAGUAGUGCAGAGUGAUGCGGAGAGUAGGCGACGGUCAGGUCUCAGAGACACCAUUUCGAGUCAAGAGCGCUAGGCAAUAGUUGCGUUGAUGUUAUUCCAAGGCGGUAAAAACAUAGCUAUACGAUA
This is a messenger RNA of Filobasidium floriforme, 1141 nucleotides long. RefSeq lists its product as uncharacterized. Lineage: Eukaryota; Fungi; Basidiomycota; Tremellomycetes; Filobasidiales; Filobasidiaceae. The transcript is spliced from 4 exons. The coding region runs from base 173 to 1030 and encodes 285 amino acids. The record is from RefSeq and is a predicted model, not a curated record.